Messenger RNA from Plodia interpunctella (Indianmeal moth), 3355 nucleotides. RefSeq names its product garnet (gene garnet). Lineage: Eukaryota; Metazoa; Arthropoda; Insecta; Lepidoptera; Pyralidae. Gene Ontology annotation, cellular component: membrane coat; endosome membrane; presynaptic endosome. Bases 152 to 3088 code for a protein of 978 amino acids. The record is from RefSeq and is a predicted model, not a curated record. The transcript has 19 exons. Gene Ontology annotation, biological process: neurotransmitter receptor transport, postsynaptic endosome to lysosome; protein targeting to vacuole; Golgi to vacuole transport.
UUUUGAAUUGUCAAAUAAAAUUCUUCGAUGUUUUAUGCUUAGUUGCGAUUGCUGCUUGUGAUUACCUAUGAAAAUCAUUAAUGAAAUUGUUUUGUAAUUUUUACAAGUAACAAGACUGUAUUUUAAUGUUAAAAGAAAACAACUGGACAACAUGGCUUUAAAAAAAGUCAAAGGAAAUUUCGAAAGAAUGUUCGAUAAAAAUCUCACAGAUUUAGUACGAGGAAUACGAAAUAAUAAAGAUAAUGAGGCUAAGUACAUAGCUCAAUGUAUGGAAGAAAUUAAAGUUGAACUGCGACAGGAUAACAUAGCAGUGAAAGCUAAUGCGGUCGCUAAGUUGACAUAUCUUCAAAUGCUUGGAUAUGAUAUAUCAUGGGCAAUAUUCAAUAUUAUAGAAGUUAUGAGCUCAAAUAAAUUUACAUACAAAAGGAUUGGCUAUUUAGCUGCUAGUCAGUCAUUCCAUGCAGAUUCAGAAUUGCUUAUGCUGACCACUAACAUGAUCCGGAAGGAUCUUAAUGCCCAGAAUCAGUAUGAAGCAGGUCUUGCUCUUAGUGGUCUUAGCUGUUUUAUUUCACAUGAUUUGGCAAGAGAUCUUGCUAAUGAUAUUAUGACUUUGAUGAGCUCAACAAAACCAUAUCUCAGAAUGAAGGCAGUGCUUAUGAUGUAUAAGGUAUUUUUAAGGUAUCCAGAGGCACUAAGGCCAGCUUUUCCUAAGCUCAAGGAGAAAUUAGAGGACCCUGACCCUGGUGUUCAGUCAGCUGCUGUAAAUGUGGUCUGUGAACUGGCUCGUAAGAAUCCCAAGAACUAUUUGUCAUUAGCACCGGUCUUUUUUAAGUUGAUGACAACCUCUACCAAUAACUGGAUGCUAAUCAAGAUAAUUAAAUUGUUUGGUGCCUUAACCCCAUUAGAGCCUCGACUUGGCAAGAAACUGAUAGAACCAUUAACUAAUUUAAUACAUAGCACGUCGGCGAUGUCGCUGCUGUACGAGUGCAUCAACACGGUGAUCGCGGUGCUGAUCAGCAUCAGCUCGGGCAUGCCCGGCCACGCCGCCUCCGUGCAGCUCUGCGUGCAGAAACUGAGGAUACUCAUCGAGGACAGUGAUCAGAACUUGAAGUACUUGGGGCUACUGGCCAUGUCCCGGAUACUGAAGUCCCAUCCGAAGUCAGUGCAGGCGCACAAGGACCUGGUACUGGCGUGUCUCGACGACAAGGACGAGUCCAUUAGACUGCGGGCGCUUGGAUUGCUGUAUGGAAUGGUUUCAAAGAAGAAUCUGAUGGAGAUAGUGAAGAAGCUGAUGGUGCACAUGGAGCGCGCGGAGGGCACGCUGUACCGCGACGAGCUGCUCACGCGCAUGAUUGAGAUCUGUUCGCAGAACAACUACCAGCACGUGGUAGACUUCGAGUGGUACGUCACCGUGCUCGCGGAGCUCACCGAGAUGGAGACCAGCGCUAAACAUGGUAUAAUCCUCGCACGUCAGCUGACGGAGGUGGGCGCGCGUGUGGCGGACGUGCGCACGUUCGCGGCGCGCGAGUGCGCGUCGCUGUGCGCGCGCUGCGCCGCGACGCCCGGCCCCGCCUCCAGGGAGGUGCUGUACGCCGCCGCCUUCGUGCUCGCCGAGUACUGCGAAGAGGAGUCAGUGAUGCGGUCGUCGAUCUCCCCGCUGCUGGUGUGCGCAGGCGCGGGCGGCGGCCACAUGCGUGCGCGGGCCGUGUGCGUGCACGCGGCGCUCAAGCUGGCCGCCAAGCUGCUGCUGCGCUACGAGGCCGGACGCAAGGCGCAGGCCAUACAGGUGUUGGACGAAACAUUGGCGGGCAUGCGGCCACUGCUCUGCAGCGAAGACAUGGAGGUGCAAGAACGCGCUCACAACGCCACGGCAUUGCUGGCGAUGGUGCUGCGGCGGCUGCAGCCGGAGCCGCCCGCCGACGUCGCCAGCCUCGUCGACCACGACCAGAGCAACGGCAUAGAGAAGGAAGCUGAGGAGGGCAUGAACGGUGAGAACGAACAGGGCUUCAGCGGCGGUCUGAUCGAAGAGUUGGCCGAUCUGUUCGAAGGGGAACUGAAACCCGUCGCGCCCAAAGCACAGAAGAAAGUGCCCAUGCCGCCUGACCUUGACCUGAGCCAAUGGCUGUCGCGGUCGCACUGGUCGUCGUCGAGCUCGAGCUCGUCGGAGGAGGAGCGCGAGGCGGUGUUCGCGGCGCCGCCCCCCGACCCCCGCCCCACCGCGCAGUUCACGCCCGAGGAGAGAGAGAUGCUGCGCGAGGCGAGACGCCAGGAGCAGGCCAACAACCCUCACUACCUGAAGGACGACUCCCCGCGCUCGUACCAGCAGGAAGACGUAGCUGUGGCUGAGAUCGCCCUUGAAGUGCCCCUGCAAAUUUAUACCAAGAGAUCUGAUAAGUACUUAAUUUCAAGAGAAAGCUCAAAGAAAAAUAAAAAGGAGAAACGUCCGUCCAAGAAGCGAAAGAGCAAAAAAGAUAGACAUUCCACCGAGUCAGACAGCGAUGACGAGUACAGUAUGGUAACGUCACGGCCGGCGGUGGCGGCGGGCGGCGAGCUGCCGGCGGGCGCGGCGCCGUCGGACGAGGAGCCGCCGCCGCCCGCCGACGACCCGCACCGCGCGCUCGACCUCGACCUCGACCUGCCUCUUCGAGAGGAAGAAUUAUUGACGUCCAGAAUAAACCAGUAUCCGUCGCCCGAGAGUGGUCUUUUGAAGAAAAAGACAAAAGAAUCUAAGAAAACCAAAUCUAUGAACAAGAAUAAUACCGAAAAGUCUAAGAAAAAGAAAGAGAAGAAAGCUAAACACAGCAAAGAUUUAGAUUUAAUGUUAUCAGAGGGUAAUAGCGUAAAUGAAGGAUUGCUUAUAGAGGAGAUAAACAAACCGGAUGACGUCGUCAAAGGAGCAGGCGAUGGCGAACCACUAGUCGACAACCACGUGAAGAACAGUAAGACUGACAAACAUAAGAAGUCGAAGAAGGAUUCUAAAGAUAAAGACCUUAAGAAAAAGAAGGCUUCUAAGAAAGAUAAACAUGAAACAAAGACGGGCUACGAGGAAGCUCUAGGUAUUUCUACACCUAGUAAGGAAGUUAUAUAGUGUACAUUUCGUAAUAUUUUCUCUUCACUUUUUCUAGCUCCUUUCAGUGCAAUCUUUGUUUGAACAAUUUAGUAAUAUUUCUUUUUUGUUACGAUAAGUUCAGUAUAAAUUAUAUAAAAUGUAGUGGGCAUUGUUUUCAUUCGAAUAACAAUGAUUCAUUACCAUUUAAUUAAUUAUUAUGUAUAUUCCUAAGUAUAUAUUGUAACAAAGAAAUAAUACAAAAUUAUAUAAUCAUGUACAGUUUAUUAAAAGCUAUUAAUGAAACAA